GCUCCGCCCACACGGAGCCACAGUUCUGUAGUAAUGAGUAAGUUUAGCUUCCUCUUAGCAGUGAAAGAAGCGAAUGUUAGGGAAGGUUUAUCAAAACAAAGUUUGCUUUUUAUAAGAUUUCUCUGUAGUUUGCUUAGUAAACUCGGGUCUAGUUGUAGUUUUAAGUUUUAACAAGCUGAGCUUCUUUGUUAACUUCAGCAACUUUUUUGGUUUUUUUGACCAGACCACUUACUUUCAGACGAGAUGAACCCUGACCCUGCAGACCCUUAUAUAUUUUCAACUCACUCGUUACCCUCUGAUCACCGUUUUCUGCCGCCUUUGACCAACGGGAUGCUGGGAUGGAGAGUGUUUGGAAAAAUUAUGCAUAAGGGUGGAGUCUAUAAUGGAGAGGUUGGAGCCUGUCACCGAGCUGAUAUACCAUGUCCACUUGCAGUCAGGAUGAAGGUCGAGGAGGGGAAGCAUACGUACAGUUUGGACGCCCACACUGGUAUAUUCACUCACUCAAUACUUAACUCUUAUGUGGAAGCAACUCAGAUGUUCUACGCUCAUCGACAGUAUUCCAACCUGCUGGUUAUGGAAGUGCUGCUAAAGCGCCAGAUGAGCUCUGAGGAACCAAUCACAGUCGAGCUUGAUAGUUCUUUCACUCCUCAAAGUCAUGACAUUGCCUUUGACAAGGCUCCUGACUAUAGAGGAGGGAGGCAUAUAUUUGGGCACACUAUGUCAGCAGAAGUCCCUGGAGUACUUCGUCCCUGUGUGCACCUUAUCUGGACCCCAAUAAUCUCCUGUGUAAGGUUAAUGCCUGAUCAGAGCCAGUCUAGCUGGAGCUUCCUGGUUGCAGUUGCAGAGAGCAAUGAGAUCGCCCAGUUUUGUUUUGACACUGGUUUGGAGCUCAUUGAACAUGGCGACCUGCAGGCGUCCCAUGUAAGGGCGUGGGCGGAGCUAUGGCAUGGCAGCAGUGUGGAGCUGGACGGACCAGAGCCUUUGAGUCAAGCUGUGAUUGGCUGCAUGUUCUACCUUCUCAGUGCGCUCCCCUCUCUGACGGAGACACCCACGCCAUUUGGGGGAAUCAGUCCUGGAGGAUUGUCUAACGGGGGACACGGACAAGGACAGGACUACUGGGGACAUGUUUUCUGGGAUCAGGACACAUGGAUGUACCCUAACAUUGCGCUCUUUCACCCUAACCUGGCCAGAGCUGUCUUGGAGUACAGAAUGCGAACACUAGAAGGUGCUCGGAUCAAUGCCCAGGAGCAGGGUUAUAAGGGCUUGAAGUUCCCGUGGGAGAGUGCUGUAUCUGGUCAAGAGGUGUGUCCGAUGGACAGUUAUGGAAAGCAGGAGAUCCAUAUUAACGGAGAUGUAGCUCUUGCCUUCCGUGACUACCUCUACCUAACACAGGACAUUGAAAUAUUUAAAGAGGGCGGUGCUAGUGAAGUGGUGUGGGGUAUAGCCGAUUAUUGGGUGUCCCGAGUUAUCUGGGACCCUGAUGACCAGGAAUACCACCUCAGAGGAGUGAUGCCUCCUGAUGAGUACAACAAAAAUGUUGACAACUCAGUGUACACUAACACUGUGGCCAAGUACAGUCUGCAGUUUGCUGUGGACUUGGCUAGAUUGCUCCAGCAUCCAGCACCCUCAGAAUGGCAGGAAAUAGCUGAUAAGCUGAAAAUCCCCUAUGACCCUGGACUAAAGUACCACCCCGAAUUUGAUGGGUACAAAAAGGGAAGUGAAGUGAAGCAGGCAGAUGCCAUUCUGGUAGGAUUCCCUCUGGGAUUGCCCAUGAGCCCAGAGGUUAGGCGGAAUGAUCUGGAAUGUUAUGAGGCUGUCACUGACCCGCUUGGUCCUGCUAUGACUUGGAGUAUGUUUGCAGUGGGUUGGUUGGAGCUUGGUGAAGCUGAAAAAGCACAACAGCUUCUGCAAAAGUGCCUCAAAAAUAUACAGGGGCCCUUCCAGGUGUGGAGUGAGACAUCCGAUGGUUCUGGAGCGGUCAACUUCCUCACAGGCAUGGGGGGGUUUCUGCAGGCUGUGUUGUUUGGGUACACUGGUUUCAGGGUUCAAAAGGACUGUCUGACUUUUUCCCCGCUAAUACCUAAUGAAGUGUCUAUGCUCAGUCUGAAAGGCAUCAGUUAUCUUGGUAAUAAGCUGGACUGGGUGGUGGAUAGACAGGAAGUCAGCGUUGUAGUGGAGAAGCAGGCAAAGGAUUCUGGCAGUAAGCAGCCUUGUCCUCUUGAGAUCGUGUUACAGAGCUCUGGAGACAGAAUCCCUCUUCAUCCAGGUCAAUCGGUGACAUUUCCAUGGCAACCUGGCAAGAUCCAAAAACAAAGCACUACCUCCUACUGCUGGCCUCUUUGACCCAGAAAUCACAAGCCAGUAUGAUUAAUUGUACAUUACAAUGGCACAUGGCAACAUUAGUGCCAUAAAAAAUCAUGUUUUGAUGAGCAGUAUUAUUUUUAUGAUAUAAUUGAGCUGCUAGAUAUGAUAUUGAUAUUAUAUGAUAUUGUUUGAAAUCAUUGAUUAUUUACAGUCUGUUUUUGAUUUUGUACUUUUUUUAAAGCCAGGUAAAUACAAUAAAAUUAUAUCAUUUUCAUUAUACAUUUGAUCCAUGAAUUAAGAUUGGUCAUUUGUUGUCUGUUACAUUAUGACUGGAGAUUCUGAACAGUUUAAGCCAACUUUGACAAAAUGUAGGAAUCGGAACUAAAUUACAAAUUAGUGAUGAGCUAUUAAAUAAAAAUUGCAUAAUUGUGAUGUGAUGUUGCUAUAAUUAUUAAAAGUAUUGGUUCUAAUGUAGUGCAACUAUAGAUGAAAUAUUGUGUACUGUCUUUCAAAUUUGUGUAUAAAUAAAUCUUAUUUCUAUAGUCAAGUCAA
Pangasianodon hypophthalmus (striped catfish) is the source of this 2856-nucleotide messenger RNA. It is a transcript of the gene pgghg, whose product is annotated as protein-glucosylgalactosylhydroxylysine glucosidase. NCBI's taxonomy places the organism in Eukaryota, Metazoa, Chordata, Actinopteri, Siluriformes, Pangasiidae. Gene Ontology annotation, biological process: carbohydrate metabolic process. The record is from RefSeq and is a predicted model, not a curated record. Bases 244 to 2343 code for a protein of 699 amino acids. The transcript is spliced from 14 exons. Gene Ontology annotation, molecular function: catalytic activity.